GCCCGGCCCGGCCCGGCGUGGGGCUGCCCGCCCGCCGCCCCGCUCGGCCCCGGCCGUGAGGAGGAGGCAGGCGGCGGAAGCAGAUGCACAGUCAAGGUGUGGAUCAUGGGAGAGCAACCGCUAAACAACAGCGUCCUUGAUCGGUUUGUUAAUAGUCACGAGCAAUCGUAUGAAGAGUUCCUAAAUACAUUCACUUAUCUUUUGAAAGGGAAAGAGGGGAAGACGAUUCAAGGAAGCAAACUGGACUCCCCAAGAAACACAUUUUCUACUUCUGAAUUAUCAGACAGCAAUAAACAGGCUGGCUCACCUGGAAGAAGCAAAGAAAUGUGGGUGUCUCUUCCACCACAGAUGUCAAAUGAGAAUGAGACAGUGACGAAUGAGAGAAGGAGAGCUGGUGUCUCUGGUGGAAAUCAUCUCAGUCUCUCUGAAACAGUGAAGCAGGUGGACAAGUACUUAGAUUUGGAAGACGUAGACACAGAUGAAGAGAUGUGCAAUGGGUCAUUCAUUCUUCCAGGAGAGGUGGGACAGCCUGUGACUCACUGUACACCCUUUUCAGAUAAGCCUAUUCAGCUGAAGAUCAAAACUUUGUCAGUUCCACAGCCAUCAGACAACAAAGCCCAGGAGCUACUAGGGGAUGAUGUUCAACCAUUCUCACUCGAUGAAGAAUUUGAUUAUGACAACGUGGCACUGACCCCUAAGUUCUCUGAAGCUGAGCUGAAGGCCGUGAUGGGGCUGUCUGAAGAGAGGAAAAUGGGGACAGAUGUCACGUCAGCAGGAGCUGAGGACUGAGUCACAGGCAUUCCGUGCGGUGCUGUUGAAAUAACAUUUUUAUUGGGGAAAUCUGGCUCUACAUUGUACCCGUAUUUAGUGUCCUUAUCUCUGUGGCCAGUAAAUGACAUGCUGGAGAUUUGGGUGCUUCUUCUACCAAGGUGCCUUUCCCCAAACCUCCUCCUCAUCCUAAGGAAAACACGGAAUAGGAAGAUGGUUUUGCCCGGAGUUGCUUGUAUAGUAGCCCUUCAGCCAGAGAGGAGGUAUUUCCACCCUCUUUAUAUGUCUGUACAUAUGAUUUGCAUAGGCGUUAAGGUUGGCUAACGAUGUCUGUAUUUGUCCCUAAACCCAGUGGGAUUUUUAGUGCAGAUCAGUGACCUUUAAUAUUUUUAGGCCCCAGUAUUCAGUACUUUGUUGUUUUCCAGGUGGUGCGAAGCAGUUGGAAGGAUGUCUCAAAUGACAGCCAUAAAUUCCCUUCUGUAGGAAAACCCUUGGGCAGGGUGAAUCCUGUGUUGGCUCGGGUUGGAUAUGCUGGAGUAAGCACUCCACAGGACCAACACAAGCUGGUGGAAUUCGGGAUAGCACUGUGGCUACUCUGGCUUAGAUUUGGAACCGACUCAGUUCCUGACUAGCACAAAACCAGACCUAAAGCUGGUUUUUACCUCGUUCUUUCAGUAGUGCAAAUAAGUGCAUUUUGCAGCUGACAAAUCAGUCUACAAACCCUUUCCCUAUCAUUAUAAGAGUUAAAUAUACAGAGUUACGCGAGUGAAUAAAUCUGGGAAUGUUGGGUUAUUUUCUCUGUCUUUUUGGAUUACUUCAGUUCUGCAGAGAAAUAAAUAUUUAUGUUUCCAAUAAACUUUUUGAGUUGAUCAAAA
Calidris pugnax (ruff) is the source of this 1643-nucleotide messenger RNA. It is a transcript of the gene IFTAP, whose product is annotated as chromosome unknown open reading frame, human C11orf74. Gene Ontology annotation, biological process: acrosome reaction; spermatogenesis. Bases 106 to 789 code for a protein of 227 amino acids. NCBI's taxonomy places the organism in Eukaryota, Metazoa, Chordata, Aves, Charadriiformes, Scolopacidae. The transcript has 7 exons. Gene Ontology annotation, molecular function: intraciliary transport particle A binding. The record is from RefSeq and is a predicted model, not a curated record. Gene Ontology annotation, cellular component: cytosol; 9+0 non-motile cilium.